AUGUUUCAACCAUGCUCACAUUCAGACUUCUUGAUUUCCCGUUCGAGUCGUUCACGAGAUACUGUUGGACGUAAUUUGAUCUCGCACUUUUGCCCGUGCGCUACGUCUCCGGCUCGUCUCGCGCUUCUCGCAACAGCUAUUACUCGGGCCGUAUUUGCCUCUGGCGUCCUGGACGACAAUCCUUCCCUGCCUCAAACUGAGACCUACCAUUGCUACCAUCCAGAAAAGUUCCCUGUCUGUCUGGAAAUGGAAUUCUGGUCGCGCACAAUGAUCUACAGCGGCCUUUCGCGAAGCCAGCCGCCAACAUCCAAUUUGCAACGCCUAUACCGCGUUGCUGAGACUAUCAACCAGAGGCAGAAGAGGGCUGUAACUGUCUCGUCGUUGGCUGUUUCACCCAGCUUUGUCGCUUGCCCAUUGCGUUGCAGGGCCAUGAUAUUCCCGACUCUCGCGAGUACUGCACUGGCGAGCCAGCCUAUAAUCCACCAGACACACCAGACCGAGUUCUCAAAGUCACAUUGCUCGCCGCUGCAGCCUAUUUGGACGAAGCUAUAA
Molecule: messenger RNA, 552 nt
Organism: Pyricularia grisea
Lineage: Eukaryota; Fungi; Ascomycota; Sordariomycetes; Magnaporthales; Pyriculariaceae
Exons: 3
Coding region: 1-552 (183 amino acids)
Source: RefSeq, a predicted model, not a curated record